Messenger RNA from Papilio polytes (common Mormon), 2511 nucleotides. RefSeq names its product sensory neuron membrane protein 2-like. The coding region runs from base 168 to 1727 and encodes 519 amino acids. NCBI's taxonomy places the organism in Eukaryota, Metazoa, Arthropoda, Insecta, Lepidoptera, Papilionidae. The record is from RefSeq and is a predicted model, not a curated record. The transcript has 10 exons. Gene Ontology annotation, cellular component: membrane; cytoplasm. Gene Ontology annotation, molecular function: scavenger receptor activity.
GAAGACGGUCCUCUGCAACGGAUUCCGUUCCGAGAAUUUGAAAUUUAAAAAUUAAAAAAUGUUCCACUAAAAUAUUUUUAAAUUUUAAUCUGCAUUAAUCGAAACUCGAAAAUAUCAUCUGUGGUAUUUCGCAAGUUUAAAAUUGAAAGUUUUUUCAAUUUGUGAUAAUGUUGGGAAAGCAUUCAAAGUUAUUUUUUUUAAUUUCCAUCUGUGCUGUCAUUGUUGCUAUCGUGUUAGCUUCGUGGGGUUUCCCGAAAAUAGUAAAGCGGCAAGUUCAAAAGAAUGUACAAAUUGAUAAAUCAUCGAAGAUGUUCGAGAAAUGGCAAAAGCUGCCGAUGCCUCUUACAUUUAAGGUCUACAUAUUCAACAUUAGCAAUCCUGAGGAGGUCUUCGCAGGAGAAAAGCCGCGGCUACAAGAAAUUGGACCUUAUGUUUACAAAGAGUAUCGAGAGAAAACUGUCCUGGGAUACGGUGAGAAUGACACAGUGAAAUAUACGCUGAAGAAAUCGUUUGUGUUCGACGCACAGGCGUCCGGCACACUCAGCGAACAUGACGAACUCACUGUUAUCAAUCUUACCUAUAUGGGUGUUAUAUUGACUGUUAACGGUAUGUUGCCAGCAAUAUUGGGCUCCGUAAAUAAAGCGUUGGAGAUAUUCUUCGGCAAUCUGGCGGAUCCAUUCAUGAGGGUCAAAGUUAAGGAUUUAUUAUUCGACGGUACUUACCUCAAUUGUGACGCAGAUAACUCCGCAUUGAGUUUGGUCUGCGGAACAUUGAGAGCUAAGCGGCCAUCUACAAUGAGACUCGCUGACGACGGCAAAGGAUAUUAUUUCUCGAUGUUCGCUCAUUGGAACAAUACUCAAUUAGGACCAUUCGAUAUGGUCCGUGGUACAGAAAACGUGUACGAGUUGGGCCACAUCGUGUCGUACAAGGACAGGCGUACUAUGAAGGAGUGGGGCGAUCCCUACUGCGGCAUGAUUAACGGAUCCGACUCUUCUAUCUUCCCACCAAUCGAUGAAAACAACGUACCCGAAAAAUUAUACACUUACGACCCUGAUAUUUGCAGAUCUUUGGCUGUGGACCUCAUCGGCAAGAGAUCGAUCUUCAACAUGAGUGCGUACUACUACGAGCUAACUGAAACAGCGCUUGCUUCAAAGAGUGUCAAUCCAUCCAACAAAUGCUUCUGUAGAAAGAACUGGAGUGCAAGUCACGACGGAUGCUUGCUGAUGGGCGUUCUGAACCUGAUGCCGUGCCAAGGCGCGCCGGCGCUACUCUCUCUGCCGCACUUCUACCUCGCCUCGGAGGAGGCGCGGGAGUACGUCUAUCACGGAUUGUUCCCGGACAAGGAGAAGCAUAAGAGUUUCAUAUACUUAGAUCCGGUGACAGGAGUGGUGAUGAAGGGAGCGCAGCGCAUCCAGUUCAAUAUAGAAUUACGCAACAUGCCCAAUCUCCCGCAGCUGGCCAACGUGCGCACAGGAAUAUUCCCACUGUUAUGGUUCGAUGAGGGUGCAGAAAUAACAGAAGCUAUUCAAGAGGAAUUGAGACACUCUCAUACGUUACUAGGCUACGUGGAGACAGUGAGAUGGGCAAUAUUGGUGAUAGCUCUAAUAUCUGUGGUGAUAUCUGGUAUCGCGGUCGCCCGCUCCGGAGCCAUCCCCGCCUGUCGCAGGAAUAACAGCAUUAAUUUCAUCACACGACCCUCAAAGCCUACAGGAAUCAACAAACACUAACAUUUAAAUAAAAUCUAGAAGAGACACAUUAAUGAUCAAUUAUUUUCGAAAGUUAGUUAAAAAAACAGUGAUUAAAUUACGUCAGAAAUUGAAUGAAUUAGUAACACUUUGUUACCUACAACGGAUUAUUCCCAACCGUCACCCUGCUAUGUCCCCACGUGAGAAUAAAAAGGUUCAUUUGUCCCACUUUUUAGUUCCAAUAUUACGAAUAAGGUGACAGAUGGAACCGAUGUAAAAUAAAAUAAGUUCCAACCGUCCACUCGUUGCAAAAGGUGGGACGGAUGAAACUUUUUAUUUUAAUCUGUCGCCACGUGGGGACAGAGCGGGGUGACGGUUGGGAAUAAUCCCCAACAAGUGUCUUUUUGAUGUUAUUAUUCUAAGAAUAAGAGACUUUUCUAUAGUUAUUUUCGUUGUUAUUUCCACUCCAGUUUAAUCUUGCCUUGAAGUUUACGUAACUCUAAACUAAUAAGUACCUAUUUGUAGUAAACCAAAAUGUAUACGGUUAGGUGUUUAAACAUAGGACAAGAGUAAUUAAUACUUUAAGAUUGGUAUGUUUUGUUUUUUUACCAUGAUGUUGCACUACUGAUUAUUUUUUGUAAUAUGUCUCAAGUAUACAUGACUUUCAUUACUAAAUAAAAUUUCUUGUGUCCGACUUUAAAAAAAUGUAAUUCGGACCUUUAGAUAACAUGAACUAUUUAUUUAUGUAAAUAUAGAUUUUUGGAUCAGGGUAGAGUUCAAACUGUACUGUUAUGCUUGUUGAAAAGCUACCUAAGCACUUUGUGUG